ACCGAAAUUCGCUUCCUAACCAAGCGUAUUCAUGGUCGGUGUACUGACACUCUCUCAACUGAACACCUCAAUUAGCACCACCACGAAGUGUGCAAGUAAUGAAGCUUCCACUCAAUCUAGGCUCAAAUGCUAGAGCUUUACCUUCAUUUAGUCAUGAACUAAAGUCAUACUUAAGAUCAAAAAAGUUUUUCUCAACGAAUGGAGUUGAAGAAAGUCCCAUUCGUUCACAAGAACUAGACAAUGGAAUUACCUACGUUACAGACCCGCGACCGGGUCAUUUUACAGGCCUUGGCGUAUAUGUUAAUGCAGGAUCUCGUUAUGAAACAAAAGAAUUGACAGGAAUUAGUCACUUUAUGGAUCGACUUGCUUUUCAGGGAACAAAAUACACAUCGGUAGAAGAUAUGAAAACCAAACUUGAAAUUCUUGGCGGUAACUAUAUGUGUGCUACUAGCCGAGAGUCUAUGAUUUAUCAAACGGCUGUAUUCAAUGAAGAUUUCAAAAAAAUGGCAAAACUUUUAUCAGAAACCGUCCUUUAUCCUGACAUAACAGAAGACAGUCUUAUGCAUUAUCGUGACAGCAUUAACUACGAGAAUUCAGAACUUUGGACGAAGCCUGAUGCUCUUUUGGGUGAGUUGGCUCAUGUCACUGCCUUUAAAAACAACACUCUUGGUAACUCCUUGCUUUGUCCACCUGAAAGAGCGUCCUCUGUGACGGCAGAUAGCAUCCAACGUUAUUUACAACACUUUUAUCACCCAAAAAAUAUGACACUUGCUUACUCUGGUAUUUCGGAGGAAGUCGCUCGAGACAUAACUCAGGAAUUAUAUGGUCAUCUACCAAAGUCAACUCAACCCCAAGUUUUCACGGAAUACUCCCAUUACACUGGUGGAAGCAUGUCUAUCAAUAAGAAGGAAGCCCCUUUAGUUCCCUACCAACAGGAGUUUUCCCAUGUAUUGAUAGCAAUGGAGGGACUAUCAGUCACUGAUCCCGAUAUUUAUGCAUUAGCUUGUCUUCAAUUCUUGUUAGGAGGUGGAGGAUCAUUUAGUGCUGGAGGUCCUGGAAAAGGUAUGUAUUCUCGUUUGUAUUUAGACGUUUUGAACCAAUAUCCCUGGGUUGAGACUUGUAUGGCUUUUAAUCACAGCUAUACCGAUAGUGGUCUUUUUGGUAUCUUUAUCACAAUUUUAGACGACGCUUCUCAUUUGGCAGCUCCAAUUAUCAUUCGCGAACUUUGCAGCAUUGCUAUGUCUAUUAGCAAAGAAGAAGCAGAAAGGGCUAAAAAUCAACUUCGUAGUUCUUUGCUUAUGAACUUGGAAAGCAGAAUGAUUUCCCUUGAAGAUUUGGGACGUCAAGUCCAAACCCAGAACGGCGUUUAUAUUUCUCCCAAAGAAAUGUGUGAACGGAUAGAAAGUUUAACUCCUGCCGACUUGACGAGAGUUGCUCGAAGAGUUUUGACCGGCAAUGUAAACAACCUUGGCAAAGGAACUGGAAAACCCACUAUUUUGACUCAUGGCAACGAAAACCAAGUUGAUGAUAUAUUAUCACUUUGCAAGAAGGCAGGGCUUGGUAAAUAAACCCGAAGUACUAUGGAAUUACACUUCUAUUAAUGUUUCAUCAUUCUUGGUCCAUUUUUGGUGGUUUUGUUUUUCGAAUUCAAAAUGUUAAAUCAAAUAUAAUCUUUCUAAAAAACUACUUCAAAUUGACUCAGGCAUGUUCUGCUGAGGUUGGGUUCCCAACUGUGUUAGAAAGAACACUGAAAAAUUGUAUUACAUAGCAUCGCAUCUCAUAUCUUUUGAUUACUUGGUAAUGAAAAAACAAAGAGUUUUUGUAUAUUUCCGCUUUAACAAAAGACUGUUCCUUAUGAUUAUGUUUUUGUUUAUACUAAAGAAAUAAACUUUGAUGUAUGCUUCAGUUCGUUAUUUAGAUUAGCAUACUACUGCGAUGGUAUCA
Molecule: messenger RNA, 1944 nt
Organism: Schizosaccharomyces octosporus yFS286
Lineage: Eukaryota; Fungi; Ascomycota; Schizosaccharomycetes; Schizosaccharomycetales; Schizosaccharomycetaceae
Product: peptidase(MPP) complex alpha subunit Mas2
Exons: 1
Coding region: 99-1568 (489 amino acids)
Cellular component (GO): mitochondrion
Molecular function (GO): metalloendopeptidase activity; metal ion binding
Source: RefSeq, a predicted model, not a curated record